Messenger RNA from Gamsiella multidivaricata, 723 nucleotides. RefSeq lists its product as uncharacterized. The record is from RefSeq and is a predicted model, not a curated record. The transcript has a single exon. Bases 208 to 504 code for a protein of 98 amino acids. Lineage: Eukaryota; Fungi; Mortierellomycota; Mortierellomycetes; Mortierellales; Mortierellaceae.
CCUCUGCCCACCAAUCUGCCGCUGUCGCCCUUUUCAGGUCUUCCAUCGUUCACAUCCCCCGACGUCGACGUCGUUUCGUUUUUUAUCUUUGCUCUCUCGCUUGAGAUAAAGAAACGAUCAAGAAGAAAAAAGAAGCAAAAUUGCGAGGCCGCCUUGUUCGGCGGCAAAUCUGGGAUAUCAGGCACUGAGUUCUGCACCACAAGACGGAUGCGUUUGUUAAACCAUUCAAUGGAGUCAAAAGGCGCUAUCUUUUCUCUUUCUUUUUUUCUUCUCGCCAUCUCAUCCCUUCCAUCCCACACUUCCACCUUCCCCACACCCCUCUCCCUCUCUUCCCCCCUCCCCAACCCACGCCUCCUUUCGCCCUUGCUUCCCUUCCUCAGCCCUCAAUCCACCCUCUCUAGUACACGUUCCCUUCCCACUCAUUCUCUUGUUUCCUCAUUUCAUCCCCAUCAUCCCUUAUUUCAUUGUCCCAUUCAGGACACUCAACGCCUUGGGGCAAGGUAAAAAAACAACAAGCUGAAACCCCACGCGCGAGUGAGCCAUCAGCGCCUACUGCACUGCAAAGAGACAAGGAUAAGCUGAUGGGGCUCUCUCCUCUUUUUCCUCCCAACACCAACCGACAAGAGUAAAGGGCCGAAAAAGGGCAGGUGUGAGACUAAAGCGCACACAUGGAACUGCAGACUGCGGUGCUAAUUGCACAUACUUUGGUGUGCCAAUCUAGGU